Penicillium alfredii is the source of this 2931-nucleotide messenger RNA. RefSeq lists its product as uncharacterized. The transcript has 3 exons. The record is from RefSeq and is a predicted model, not a curated record. Gene Ontology annotation, biological process: lipid metabolic process. Bases 1 to 2931 code for a protein of 976 amino acids. Lineage: Eukaryota; Fungi; Ascomycota; Eurotiomycetes; Eurotiales; Aspergillaceae. Gene Ontology annotation, molecular function: protein binding.
AUGCUGGGAAGAUUGGAGAUGGACGUUGACGAAUGCAUUGACACUUAUCGUCAACUGAUGAAGUCCGUAUUCAGCGAGAAGGCCAGCAACCUGCCUUUCGACUGGGCGGGAAAUAUCCAGGCACAGUACGACUCCAACAAGCUGCGAACCACCAUAGAAGAAGUCAUUAUUCGCGGCGGUGCAUCGCCGCAGGACCUUUUGAAUGAUGGGGAAGUUCGUCGCUGCCGGGUCUUUGUCUGUGCCACGGCUAAAGAGACUUUGGAAAUUACGCGCCUACGAAGCUAUGGUGCCCCAGAUGAAAACACGCCCACUCCGACGAUUUGCGAGGCUGCACUGGCAACUUCGGCGGCCACUGGGUACUUUGAGCCGGUGUUUCUUGGAGACCGGCAAUUCGUCGAUGGCGCAUUUGGAGCCAAUAACCCCAUCGAUGAAAUGGAAGAAGAGGCCUGCGAUAUAUGGUGUCCUUCAAACGGCAAUCUCAGGGUACUGGUCAAAUGUCUCCUGUCAAUUGGUACAGGAAAUGCCGGCAAACGCGCCAUAGAUGACAACAUCAUCAAGUUUCUGUCGAAAACCCUGGUCAGAAUGGCAACGAAACCAGAAGGCGCCGAGAGAAAAUUCAUGGCUCGUUGGAGGAAGGAAUGUAAGGAAGGACGGUGCUUCCGCUUCAAUGUCGAGCAGGGAAUGCAAGAUGUUCGAAUGUCUGAUUAUCAGAAACGGAGCCUGAUCGAGACGGCAACUCAGGGAUACCUCCAUCACCCGAGGCAAAAGGCUCAGAUCCAGGAAUGCAUCCAGAAUCUCGCUGCAAAACAAGGAAAUACUAGCCUCGAUUUUGCGGCUAGCGUACAGGAGUUCACUAUACGCUCCAUUCGUCUGCAAAGCCAAAAAAAUCUCAAAGCACAGCGAAACCCGUUCUUGUGCCCCCGACCCCCUCGCUGGAUGGUUCCUUUCGAGCGAAAUCCGUGUUAUGUCAACCGGGACACCUUUGAGGAAGUUAAAAAAGGAUUUUUCAACCUCGAAUCGGCGCCAAGAAGGGCGAUAUAUGGCCUCGGUGGUGUAGGCAAAACCCAAAUCGCGAUCGAAUUGGCGUAUCAAAUACGGGAACAGUUCACCGACUGCUCAGUUUUCUGGGUUCCUGCGAUGAGUCGUGAAAGCAUCCAGCAGGCAUAUUUGAGAAUUGCAGAUCAACUGGAUAUACAAGGUUUUGACCAAGAGAAGGAUGAUGUGACAAAGCUGGUUAAGACACGGCUCGAACAAUGGGACACUGGCCGUUGGCUUCUCAUCUUCGACAACUCCGAUGACAUCGACACGUGGAAUCAAGAUACGAGUGAUCCAGCUCUACCCGGUUUGUCUCGGGACUCGCUGCCACAGACCUCAUUGGGAGCCACUCUGUUCACCACGAGAAGUCUCAAGGUCGCACGUUAUCUGGCCCAGACCCACGUCAUCGAGAUACCUGAAAUGGAGGAAUCAAGUGCAACGGAUGUACUGCGAAAUUCAUUAGUCAACAAGGAUCUGUUGAUCGACCAGCCAAGCACAAGGAAACUCCUGCAACGUCUAACCUACCUCCCACUUGCCAUUGCACAGGCCGCAGCUUUCAUCAACGAAAAUGACACGGACAUUUCAAGCUACAUAUCCUUACUUGAUGGACAGGAGCAAGAUGUCAUCGAUCUCUUAAGUGAAGAGUUCGAAGACAAGGGCAGAUACAGGAGCAGCAGAAACCCUAUAGCGACUACCUGGCUGACCUCAUUCGCCCAUAUCCAGAAGCAACACCCGCUUGCUGCGGAGUAUUUGUCAUUUAUGGCGUGCAUUGAUUUCCGAAAUAUCCCGAUAUCUCUCCUCCCAUCCCCAAGCCCAGUCCAACAGGAAAAAGCAAUAGGCGUUCUGCAAGCUUAUUCAUUCAUACGUCUCCGGUCCGAUCGUCAGUCUCUUGAUCUACAUCGUCUUGUUCAUCUCGCAAUGCGAAACUCUCUACGUUCGAAUGCAACCUUGCAUCAAUGGGAGCAGAACGUACUCCAGCAACUGUAUGAGAAGUUUCCCAUGAGCGAUAUAUAUUAUCGCGGUAUAUGGCAAGCGUAUUUACCUCACACAUUUGUCAUUCUUGACGCAACAUCCUCGGACGGAUACACAACGACGAGAUGCAGAAUAAUGGUCCAAGCAUCCACUGCUUUGAAACAGGAUGGAAGGUUAAAGGAGGCGGAGAAAGUUACCCUCCAGUUGAUCAAACAGACUGAGAAGGCCAAAGGCACUGAUCAUCCCGAAUUACUCAACUGUUUGUGCUUCUUAGCGCAUCUUUAUCAGUUGCACGGUCGCGUGGAAGAGGCCAAAGAUAUACUGACGGAAACUUUACGCAGUCAGGUCAAAGUACUUGAGAGUGACCAUACUGAUAUCUUCAGUAGCAUGUCUUAUCUGGCCGCGAUUCACUGUCGUUUGGGAAACCAAAAUAUUGCGGAAUGGCUAUCUAACUUUACCAUCAGAGGACAACUCAAGCUGUUUGGACCGAUGGCAUGCUGCACAUUGGCAUCUAUUAAUACCAUGGUGUCAACUUACUUAGCCCAGGGUCGACUCCCGUUAGCAGCGAGGCUGUGUAUGCAGAGUGCGGCUAUGGUUAAAAAGAUGUGUGGGCCCGAGCAUCCUGAUACCGUGUCAAGUGAGGCGUUACUUGCGUCCAUAUACGCGCGACAGGGCCGGUGGAAGGAUGCAGAGAAAAUGACCAUUCAAGCUGUGGAACGAGACAGAAGACUCCUGGGGCCGGAGCACCCGGCCACAAUGGGUGUCAUGUUCUAUCUAGCCUCUCUUCAGCAAAGUCAGGGGCGAGAUGCAGAAGCGGUUGCAUUGAUAGCCGAGUGUGCUCAGCUGUAUGAACGCGUGUUUGGCCCGGACAGCGUGUUAACCAAAGAAGCACUUCACUAUUUGGAGGAAUGGCAACACAAGUGA